CUCUUUCUCUGUCGUCACGUUUAGAAGUGCCCGAGUGCAGACACUACUACAUUGCUAUUUAUCCUGCAGUUCUGGUCGCAGCCAAGUUGCAACUCAACAAAUCGUGAAUUUUUUUCCCGACUGUGUACCAAUUCAGCCUCGAGAACCGCCUUUUUGAUCGGGAACAAAAUUUUAACAGAGUAACAGAUAGUUCAAAAGAAGCUCUUCAUCAUGUCAAAUCCGUCUGCUGAUAGUGCUUUCGCCAUGGACGACAUUUAUCGGGCCACAACAACAAGUAUACCAAAUGUUUCGCGAAAUGUGCUGGGCUCGUUGAAAACCUUCGUUGGAGCUGGAGGCAACGACCCAGAUGAGAAAGAGGCCUUCCUGGAUCUUAAACCAUUAACCAGAAGAGGCCCGCCCGCCGAAGUCGGUGAUGAUAUCGAACUGAAGGCAGUCCAGUUGCAGUUCCCAUCGGCUCGCACGUUGGAUAAGAACAACUCUCUUUACCAGGAAGAACGGAUCGAAACAGGAAGAGGCACACUGCUCGUUGCUAUACAAGGCGAUCGAACUCAGCCUGCCAUGAUCACGUACCACGAUUUAGGACUUAAUCAUGUGGCCAACUUCCAGGCAUUUUUUAACUUUUCAGAGAUGCGUAUUCUUGCCCAAAAUUUUUGCUUGUAUCACAUCAAUGCCCCAGGCCAAGAGGAAGGUGCGGCCACAGUACCAGAGGGAUAUGUUUAUCCCACUAUGGAGGAAUUAAGUGAGCAGAUAAGUGACGUGAUGCUAUAUUUUAAUCUUAAAUCAUUCGUUGGUCUCGGAGUUGGUGUCGGAGCCAACAUUUUGGUGCGCUUUGCUCUGUCUCAUCCUGAGAAGGUGGACGCGCUGUGCUUGUUGAACUGCGUCUCAACAACAGCCGGAUGGAUUGAAUGGGGUUACCAAAAGUUGAAUGCUAGGCACUUGCGUGCAAAAGGCAUGACGCAAGGUGCCCUAGAUUAUCUGAUGUGGCACCAUUUUGGGCGAUUAACGGAGGAGCGUAAUCACGACUUAGUUCAUGUUUAUCGUGAAUACUUCGAACAUCACGUCAAUCCAAUGAAUUUGGCAUUGUUUAUAGAUUCAUACAUUCAACGAACAGAUCUAAAUAUCUUACGCGAGCUAGACCCGAAUCGGCGAGCGUCAGUCCGAACCGUGGAAGUGCCUGUUUUGAACAUGACCGGAGCACUUGGUCCUCAUGUUGAUGAUACGGUCACAUUUAACUCGAGAUUGGAUCCAUCAACUUCAACCUGGAUAAAACUCCAAGAUUGUGGAAUGGUUCUCGAAGAACAACCAGCAAAAAUUGUUGAGGCUCUCCGACUAUUCCUUCAAGGAAACGGUUACGCCCUGAAGCUAUCCCGGAAGCCGUCAGCCUCGCCUUCUGAAGAUUUCAGUGUUGGCGGUUAAGAUCCCCUGGCUACAGCCUAGACGAUGUCCCUAGUACCAUCUCCAAGAUUAUUGGGCGACAUUUACAAUUGUUAAAAAACUGAUUCCACACUUUCAUUUCAAACGUGUUCGAUGUAGUAAAAUUUUAAUAACAAUAGUUGUCUUUUCCGUUUAAUUUCUUUUCUUUUAACCCAGCAAGAAAACGGGAAUCCCAAAUAAUGAUUCAUUUACGUUGGCCGCCUUUCAAAAUUAUUUAAAUGUGUUGCGUUACCACAGCAUAAAUAAGCAUGAAGACAAAACGCAGGACUGUUUCAGAAAUAAA
Daphnia carinata is the source of this 1717-nucleotide messenger RNA. RefSeq names its product protein NDRG3-like (gene MESK2). Gene Ontology annotation, cellular component: cytoplasm. The transcript is spliced from 11 exons. The coding region runs from base 211 to 1416 and encodes 401 amino acids. Gene Ontology annotation, biological process: signal transduction. The record is from RefSeq and is a predicted model, not a curated record. Lineage: Eukaryota; Metazoa; Arthropoda; Branchiopoda; Diplostraca; Daphniidae.